Messenger RNA from Lacerta agilis (Sand lizard), 2175 nucleotides. RefSeq names its product glomulin, FKBP associated protein (gene GLMN). NCBI's taxonomy places the organism in Eukaryota, Metazoa, Chordata, Lepidosauria, Squamata, Lacertidae. The transcript is spliced from 19 exons. Gene Ontology annotation, molecular function: ubiquitin-protein transferase inhibitor activity. The coding region runs from base 95 to 1900 and encodes 601 amino acids. Gene Ontology annotation, cellular component: cytoplasm. The record is from RefSeq and is a predicted model, not a curated record.
UGCUGCUGCUGCCGCCGCCGGCCGCCUUUGCCACAAGGCCUAGUGGAGGUUGCGGCGGGGCUGAUCCUUCGGAGUCCUUGAAGAUCAGGAAAUAAUGGCUGAAGAUGAACUUCGAGACAUCAUACAAAGAUGUCAAAUUCUGGAAGAAGAGGAUUUCAAAGGGGAAGACUUCAACCUUUUUCAAGUUGCGGGACAGAAGUGCUUUGAGGAAGGAUAUGUCACCGAUGUACUGGAGGUUGUUCAAAAUGAGAAAAACAAGGUUAUUGUCAAAAGCAUGGGCUGGAAUCUUGUUGGUCCUUUAAUCAGAUGCCUGCUGAAGUAUAAGCAAGAUGAAGUUGAGAGAGAACACUGCCUGAAAAUACUAGAUAAGUUGAUGGAGCUGUGCAGUCCCAAAGAGCUUGUGCUGGGUUUCUUGGAGCAGAUUGAACAAGCCUCCGGGGAACAUAGGUCUCGAACUAUUUUGCUUUUACUGAAGCCUCUGCAGGAAGUGCUUCUGAAACUCCAGAAUAAGAAAGCCUAUUCGGUGGGGUUGUCACUGUCUACCAUUUUGAACCAGAUUUCGCUUCUGCCAGUACCUUACACAAAGCAACAGCUACAAGAAGACAAGCAUGGUCUCUGCCAGUGUUGCAAUGCUUUAACACAUUUUGUGAAUCCUUUUGUGGAAGAGGUUGUUAAACACAUGGAGACCUCAUCAGGUGGAGAUUACAAAGAACUGAAGGAGGAAUUGCUAAGAUAUUGCCUGAAAAGCUUGAAAUAUCCCCUGCUAAUGGCAGAGCUGGAUCAGCUGUCUGAAGAUACUCCUCAGUAUUCCCUAAGGCAGUUUGCUGCGGACAUACUAGGCAUUUUGCUGGAUAUUAGAGAAUUGCUCCCAAAAGUAUUCUCUUGGCAUAGAUGCAAAUAUGAAUGCUGGGAUGAGGACAUACUGGAAAUGGACAAAGAGCAAUCAGCAGAGUCUCUGGCAUGUCUGUCUUACAUGGUGUUUGUUCAGGACUGCUUUGGUAUUGACUGCCUUCCAGUCGUCUUCAACCCAUCAUACAUUCUGCAGUGCAAUAUGGUGCAUGUUGGAGUUCUGUUGAAAAGGACAGAAGAAUCUAUUUUAUCAAAAGGACUUGCGCUAUUGGAGAACUGUCUACUGAGGCUGGAAGAUAAUAGCCUUUUGCUUGAGUAUUUGGAGUUCAAAGGCUUCAUUACAACACCUCAGGAUUUGGUAAAGGUCAUGACGCUGUGCCCUUUUGAACAUCUGAGAAAGAAGAGUUUAAAGAUUUUACAAUUGUAUAUAGAGAAGUUUGAAGAAGAGGGGAAAUUCACGUUGUUCAGAUGUUUGUUGAAGACAAGUAACCAUUCUGGGGUAGAAGGAUUCAUCAUUCAGAAUAUUAAAAAUCAAAUUGAUUUAUCCUUACAGAGUCCAACGGGAAGUAAGUUUUUUACUGGACUCCAGUUGGCCUCACUGUUAGACAUAAUACUCUCACUUCCUGAAGGUGCUGAAACUGAUCUUCUUCAGAACUCAGACAGGAUUAUGGCAUCACUAAACCUGCUGCGAUAUUUAGUCAUUAAGGAUAAUGAAAAUGACAAUCAAACCUGUGUGUGGACAGAACUUUGCAAAAUUGAAAGAAAUUUCUUGAAGCCCUUGCACACGGGACUUAAUAUGUCAAGAGCACAUUAUGAAGCAGAAAUAAAGAAUAAAAAAGAGAACAAAAGAGAAUCUCAUGUUUCCAAGAAGAUUUGCUCUUUAACAGUAGCUGGAGAAAAGAUGCCCCACAUGACAACUGAAAUGGAGCUUCAGGUUCUCCACUCAGCUCUUUACACGUUUGAUUUGAUAGAGAGUGUUCUUGCCAGGGUAGAAGAACUCAUUGAAACCAAAACAAAUGCUGCAGCUGAAGAAACUACUAGGAUCAAGUGAUGCUUUCUGCCUCCCUUAUCCCAAUAGUGUUUCACAUUGUGCACUCUGUUUCUACUUCUGCAUUAUGACUUUACUUGAAAAGAUAAAAAUACCAACCUUUUAAGUAUACACCAAGUCGUCAUUACAUAGCUACUGGUAAAGAAGGUCCAAGAAUAUUUUUCUACACCUUCAGAUUUUGACGGAAUUGUUAAACCUGAUCGGUAUUUUUUCAAAAUACGUGUAGAAGUGUGUCUUAGCAUUCAUUAAAAACGUUCGGCCAAGAUCAGUGAAAGGAA